AUGUCGAGCAAGACGGCCGGCCGACGGCGGCGCUCCAUCCCGCGACGGCGCGGCACGGUGACCCCGAGGGUAAAAACAUCGACGCCGAGCCCUGAAGCGGCAGCCGCAGCCUUUUCAGGGCAAGCCUUGCGGGCGCUGGCAGACGAUGCGGCUCAUGAAAUCAACGGCGACAAAGGUCUGCCUGGAGCUGGAGCUGUCGCCAGCGCCGGCCCCCAGGCUGCACAACACGGCGCCGGGGCGAACACUACCGCCGCCGCCGCCUGGUGGACGAUGUGCUGCCUGCGCCGCCCCGAACCCGUCCGUCGUCGACUCGUCCUGCUUGGCCCCGCCCUGCCGUCGCCCCGUUGUGCAGUCUCCACGAUGGGCGGCUCCCAUCGUCGCGCCCGUGCCUAG
Molecule: messenger RNA, 393 nt
Organism: Purpureocillium takamizusanense
Lineage: Eukaryota; Fungi; Ascomycota; Sordariomycetes; Hypocreales; Ophiocordycipitaceae
Exons: 1
Coding region: 1-393 (130 amino acids)
Source: RefSeq, a predicted model, not a curated record